Molecule: messenger RNA, 1386 nt
Organism: Penicillium digitatum Pd1
Lineage: Eukaryota; Fungi; Ascomycota; Eurotiomycetes; Eurotiales; Aspergillaceae
Molecular function (GO): protein binding
Source: RefSeq, a predicted model, not a curated record
AUGGCUGAAUCAUUGCCCCUUGAAACUCUUCAGCAUAUAUUUUCAUACCUGCUAGAUCAUCUGACACCCUGUGCUUGUGUCUGCAAGCAAUGGCAGGUUGCUGCCGAGAAAUUCAACUUCGCCGAUUUGCGAAUCAAUUUGGCGGACCUCGAGGACUUCCGUCAGAUUUUUCUUUCUUCCCACUCCCGUCAUCGAUGGUUCUAUGUCAAAAGCCUAAAUUACAAGAUUGUUAUCCCUGAAUAUAGUGUCGCCGACCGGGGCCACUAUGAAAAUCAAGAUGAUUGCGACCGCAAUAACAAGGUCUUCACACAAGCCAUGCUAUCUCUCUUUGAAAUUCUGAGCUUAUUGCCCAGUCAUGAUCGAAAAGCAAUCUCAUUAAAGAUCUAUGCCAGGUCCCCAAGUGACUGGCAGGGGGAGCCAGACUGGGAUACACGACGUGCCCGGCAACAACGAGGCUAUGCUUUCCCAGAGGAAGAGCUGCUAGACCGAAGAUACCAAGAUUCCUAUCUACGACUGACGGGAAAUGUAUCUUUAUCUAAUGUCUAUUGCGUUACUUCAUUCCAAGUGAUUGGCUGUGAUAGUUUCCGCAAUGUUGCACCAGAAACUUUGUCCGAGAUGGUAGCCCAUCUUCCACAACUGCAGAAUCUCCAUGCCAGCCUACGUAAACAAUACAGUAUGAACGCUGCAAGUUGUGAAAUUUUUGAAAGGGAUUUCUCUACUACCAUGUGGCCUCUCUCCCUGAAACAUUUACAACUGAGUUACAUGCCCAAUCGAGUCUACAGAGAGGUGUGCUCCUUGUUAUCAAACCAAGGUCCUGAUUCUGUGUGCCUUGCUAUGCACCAACUGACUCAGCAGUUGGAAACUGUUCACUUGUCAGAAAUCAUGAUCAGCUCUGAAUUGUUCUGGCCGGCAGAUGCUAGCACCACUCCACCAUUCUGGCCAAAGCUUAUCAAAUUUAACAUAAGCUGUGCAUAUGCUUCCACCUAUGCUACUAGUCCCGUCAGUGUAACUCCAAGAUUGGACGAAGAUUCCUCUUCGGUGUCAUCGGAUGACUCAGUCAGAUCACUUGAUGAUCAAAAUCAAAAUCAAAAAGGGUGUGUAUUCCACAAACUGCUUAUCAAACGAUUAGAUGAGCUGUAUAUCGCUGCUGGGCGCGCUGCUCAGCACAUGCCACGGCUUAAUUCCAUGGCCAUCGAUGUUGGCACAGCUCGAGUGCCGAAGUCCCUGUAUUUAUUCACAUACAGCGCAAGUUUAGGUGUUGCUACAUGGGAGACCCCCAAUGAGUUCUGCGUAUCGAAUGAAGUGCAAACCGCAUGGGAUGCUGCGGCAAAGGGACAUGGACAUGGCCAGAUAUGUACAGAGGUUCGUUCAUAUUCAUCGACAUGA